UUACCAAAAAGACGAUUUUAUGCCAACGCAAAGUUGGCCAACAAUCUGCAAUUUCAGUCUGCAAACGGUCAGCCAGGUGAACGGCAGCCAAGACAGGUUGGCAACACAUACCAAAGCGGAAAAUAUAAAUACAACAGCCACUGAAGAGUCGUCAUAAUGAAGAGAGCCACAAGCUGGCUGAUCAUAACAGCGACAGUGCUGUUAUUGGGUCUGCUCAGCUCUGCGGAUGCUGCGCUGCCCUUCAAAAAGGUUUCCAUUGCCAAAACUCCCGCCUCUACAACCACAAGCACAACGACCACCACAACGACUCCAGAGCCUGUCACAGAGAAGGAGGAGCCGCCCACUGCUGAGGGCGAGGAGGGCAAGUCGGAAAAUGGCACGAUCUCAAAGAGAAAACUAACGGGCAUACCCCAAAUCGAUUAUGUCUGGGAUCCAAAUCUGCCGAGGGAGCUGAGAGGCUACAAUCUCUCGACCUAUCCUUUCUUGUCCUCCGUUCCGCCCAUGGAUGAGAUCCACUUUAAGUGCGAGGGUCUACACGAUGGCUUCUAUGCCUCCAUCGAGUACAAAUGUCAGAUCUAUCAUCAUUGCGUCUAUGGUAUACGACACGAUUUCCUUUGCGCCAAUUUCACGGCCUUCGAUCAGCGCACCUUCAUUUGUCACUUUGCCUCCGACGUGGACUGCGAGGGCUCGCAAAAGUAUUGGAACAGAAACGAUGAGCUGUAUAUGGCCACCACUACGUCUUCGACGAGUACCACCACAACGGAGCCACCACCGCCACCACCGCCGCCGCCCAGACGUCGAGGUCAACGUCCCUACCAUCGGCCCUACAACCGCCGGCCCGUGGAUGACUAUUACUAUGACGAGACUGACGAUGAGUACUACGAUGAUCGCUAUAGUCGUCGCAAUCCACGUCCCCGCCCACGCAAGCCACAGCUGGACUACGACGAUGAGUACGAUGAGAAGCCGCUGCGACACAAUCGCAAUCGGUACAGGGACGAGGAAGAUCUAAUAGACGAGGACUACGAAGAUCGUCGUAAUAGACCUGGCGGCCGUCGAGGAAAGCCCCCAGCGGGCGCAGUCGGACGUGGUAAGGCAGUGCCCCGCAAGCCCGGACGAGUGGAUGAGCGUCGCAGCUUCAGUGAGGAUCGCGAUGCAGAGGAACCACGUCGUGCGGCUGGCAGACGGCGCAGCAGCGAUAAGCGCCCGACGCCCUCGACAACAGCUGUGUUGGACGAGCUCGAUGAGUACGAGAAGCCUUACGAGCUGGAUCAGGAGGAGGCAGCCGAGGAGCAGACUCCACAAAAAGUAAAAACCACGCCCAAGCCGCUGGCCGAGUUCGUCACGCCGAAAGCAGCGGCUUCCUCUGUCUACGCCCGUCCACGUGCCCCACCCCGCAUAGCCCGUCCCGUGCCCGUCAACGAGAAGAAGAAGUACUCCUAUCCAGUGCAGAAGAACACGGCGACUACGCCAGCUUCAGCUGGUAACGAGCAGGAGGACGACGAUUACUAUCAAGAUCGUGAGCAGCAGGAGGAUGACUAUGAGCAACCCGUACAGCCAGCGCGCUCUGCCUCUCGUCGACGCACUGCAGCGCCCAAAGAGCAGAAGCCCACGCGCUCCACGCUGCGCAAGCCGGUCACAGACAAGAAAACCCUGCUGGAUCUAGAAGAGGACUACGAGGCGGAGCAGAGGGAGGCGCCACGGCGCAAGCGUCCGCAAGCCAUCAGAGCGCGUGUUCCACCUGCCGAUGUGGACUUUGUGGAUGAUGUGGACUACGAGGAGCGACCAGUGCCUGUACGAGGUCGCGUGCGUGCCAAAGCAGGAGUAGCACGUAAGCCCGUCGCGCGUCCACGCCAGCCCAUUGUCCACGAAGAGGAAGAGGAGCUGCUGGAGCCCGUCAGCGAGGAGCUGUCGGAGCAGCAGCGUGCUCCUGCAGCGCGCACCAAGUCCAACUCCUUGGCGAGCUUAACUCCGGCGCGUCGCAAUCAGAAACUGGCGUUGGCCGCGCGUCAGCGUGCGCUGCCAACCUCCACGACAACAGCAGCACCAGCCCUGGAAGAGGAGCUUGCCGAGGAGGAGCCAGUGCAGGCGGAGAAUGAAGAGCCUGAUGAGCCACUGGCGCCCGCAGCACCACCCAAACACCUGCGACCCGCUUCGGUACGUGUGGUCAAGCGACCCUUCCUGCCGUCGCGUGGCGGCAGCCCCUAUUUGCCGCGUGGCCUGCAGCCGGUGGGUGUGGCAGUGCGAACGGGCCAGCUAGCCAAUGAGGCGCGCACCACAGACAGCACGCCCAUUGACAUGGGCUCGACCAUAUCGGGCGUGCGCCUGCUGGAGCAUGGAGCUCCACUGCUGCGCGGCGAACAGCCAGACAGCGAUAGUGAUGAGCUGCCGGCACCGUCGCCCAACCCACCGCGCACCACAUUGCCGCCACGCAGUGCAUUGCCCACGCCGGUAACGCCGCGUCGCCCCGAGCCACCACAGCCGGUCAAGCUCAAUCUGGACGAACUCUAUGAGAACGACUACGAUGUGACGCUGAACGAUGCGCUCGAUCCCACGCUUAAACCGCUUACGCCACUGCAUCCACAUCAACAGCAUCAGCAUGCCAACUAUCAGAGCCGGCCCUAUGCCAGUGCGUAUUCAGCACCUGCACAUGGUAGCGGGUCGUAUAAUCCAUUUGCCGGCCAUGCCAGUGGCAACAGCAACUAUCAGCAGGCAUCCAUCUAUCAGAAUCAUUCGCCUCGCAGUCACAGUCGCAAUCGCCACCGAACUAUCAUAGUGAUUCCUAUUUCUCAUCGACAGAUAUACGCCGGCGAGCGAUUGUCCCGGCGCAGAACGCGCGUUCACAUAGACACGAAUACGCUGCCCGAGGAGCAGUGAGUGGCGCCCAAGUGGGCACACGACUUGCCCAGCAUUACUACGAUGAGUUUGCAUAUUAGAGUCGCGGUUACAAGUCUGUGAAAA
Messenger RNA from Drosophila arizonae, 2958 nucleotides. RefSeq lists its product as uncharacterized. Gene Ontology annotation, molecular function: chitin binding. Gene Ontology annotation, cellular component: extracellular region. The record is from RefSeq and is a predicted model, not a curated record. Lineage: Eukaryota; Metazoa; Arthropoda; Insecta; Diptera; Drosophilidae.